Messenger RNA from Anguilla anguilla (European eel), 6745 nucleotides. It is a transcript of the gene pisd, whose product is annotated as phosphatidylserine decarboxylase. Gene Ontology annotation, biological process: phosphatidylethanolamine biosynthetic process. The transcript has 7 exons. Gene Ontology annotation, molecular function: phosphatidylserine decarboxylase activity. NCBI's taxonomy places the organism in Eukaryota, Metazoa, Chordata, Actinopteri, Anguilliformes, Anguillidae. Gene Ontology annotation, cellular component: mitochondrion. The record is from RefSeq and is a predicted model, not a curated record. Bases 4654 to 5847 code for a protein of 397 amino acids.
GGGUGAAGGCCGCCGGGACGCUAACAAUGCGCGCAGUGUUGCGCAGCCGAGCCAACGCACUCCGGGACCGUUGCGCAGCUCCGACUGGCCGUGCUUUCACAAUGAGGCCAGACACACUGUUCGCAUUUUUCAGUGCGGGCUGCCAUGGAUUGUGGAUUGUUUGUGCGUGUGUGUGCGUGUGCGUGUGCAUGUUAGUGUGCGCAUGCAGUUUGUAUUAAGCACCCCUGCUUAAAAUUCAGAAUCAGUUACUGUAUUUUUUUAUUUUUAUGUACAUGCUGUCUAUCCCUCUGUCAGUCCUUCAGUCUUUUGUGCAGUCUCUUGCAUGAACAGAGUCUGUGUUCAGGCAUUAUGGUGCGUCAGGUUUCAGCAUGCGUGAGUAUGAUAGGGUACAGCACAUCACAGUGACUGCUCAGGAUCUCUGCAUGCAUAAAAAAUCAUCUUAAAAAAGUCAAAACGAUGAAGACGUGCGCCUAUGUACAUGGGACGGCCCACAGAGUGGAUAUGUCCUGUGGAAACGACCCCUGCACCCCCAUACCACACGGUGUCUCGGUGGGGGGGCGGGGAACCGUGGCGAACGUUUGUCCGGAGUUAGCACGUUAGCACGUUAGCGUGUCGGUCUAUGUUUAGGUACUACGGCGUGCGCGCUGUGGCGUGAUUGGGUGAAAGUGGCGGGUCUUAUCCCGAUUAGAGUGCACAGCUUCUUAUUGCUAUAGAUAGCCCAGCCCCCGCGCUAUGGAAGGCCAGGUCCUGCCACUCAGCCCACUGCUGCUGGCUCAUCACUUUCGGCAGGCCAGUUUGACCCACUUCCUCUGACACGUUAAAGCCGAUCUGGAUUUGGCAGGGAUGCCAUCACCUUGUGUACUGAGAUCCCAUUAGUCCCACGUAGCCACUGGAUUGGCCGAGCGCUUCGCAGCCUUUUAUGACCCUGAUGGUGUUAGAAACAGGAAGUGUGAAACGGGCUUCUUAUCGACCCUGUCGCCUACCCCUUGAGCGGAUGCUACCACUCAGAGGUCCCUUUCAGGGAUUAUAAUGUGUGUGUGUGUAGUGCUUUCUCCUGGAUGCGUUUGCACUGGUGUUUGCGUAACAGGUGCCGCUAGUGACAUCCCUUCAGUCCAGUCCUCUGUGCCCUACUUCGGAUUCGGCAAACAAGUGAAGGCGCUAAACCCUGAGCCGGCGAGAUAACCGCUGCCCCACUUUUGGCUGCAGUUUAAAAACAUUGUUUUAUUUAUAGUAAGACAUCCUGCAUCGAGGUCGAGCACGGACGCGUCAAGCUCGUAUGUACACUGCGUGAGUCCACCGGAAUAAUGGUAUAGUAAUGGCUUUGCAUGCAUCUGGUACAGGACACUCUGCAUUUAAUUGGUGUGUUAGAUACAAAGCCCCGUCUUUCCUUAGUGGGUACACAUGGAGUAGGGCCUUGGAUGCUACACAUGGAGUAGGGCCUUGGAUGCUACACAUGGAGUAGGGCCUUAGAUGCUACACAUGGAGUUGUGCCUUAGACGCUACACAUGGAGUAGGGCCUUAGGUGCUACACAUGGAGUAGGGCCUUAGAUGCUAUGCAUGGAGUAGGGCCUUAGGUGCUACACAUGGAGUAGGGCCUUAGAUGCUACACAUGGAGUAGGGCCUUAGGUGCUACACAUGGAGUAGGGCCUUAGAUGCUACACAUGGAGUAGGGCCUUAGGUGCUACACAUGGAGUAGGGCCUUAGGUGCUACACAUGGAGUAGGGCCUUAGAUGCUACACAUGGAGUAGGGCCUUAGAUGCUACACAUUCAGCAGACUCAUUCUGAGGUCAAUGCAUUAUUGUACAAAAAGCUUCAAGAAAUACGGUGAGCUCCAUAAUGUUUGGGACAGACUUUCUUCUUUUUUUGGGCUUUGUUUUCCACAAUUUUAGAUUUGUAAUCAAUGAUUCUGAUGUGGUUCAAAAGCAGAUUCUCAUAUUAAAGGGUAUUUUUAUACAUAUUGGUUUCACGAUGUAUAGAGUGCAGCAAUUUUUAUACAUGGGCCCCAUAAUUUCAGGGAACCGUAGUGUUUGGGACAAAUGGCUUCAGCGUGGUUUCUGAUUAGCCAGGUGUGAUCAGUUUCUGCCUUAGUGCUGGUACUGUAUAAGAGAGCUUUCAGUAUCUAGUCUUCAUUUGAGGCUUUCAAAUGCCUUUGUCCUUUCUUCAGAAGACUUCACAAACAGAACUAAAGAGGCCACAUUGCAAGAUGCAAACCACUAGUUAUCAACAAAAACGAGAUGACCGGGUUUCAGUUUGCUAAGAAGUACCUUGAAGAGCCUGCAGGGUUCUGGAAAAAGGACCUGUGGACAGAUGAGACUAAGAUUAAUUUGUAUCAGAGUGAUGGCAAGUGUGGAGGCCUAAGGGAACUGCUCAGGAUCAAAAGCACUCCCCUCAUCAGUAAACAAGGUGGUGGGGGUGUUAUGGUUUGGGCAAGUAUGGGUGCCACAGGUACUGGCUCACUUGUCUUCCAUGAUGGUGUAACAGCAGGAGAAUGAAUUCUGAAGUGUACGGAAGCAUCUUAUCUGCUCAAGUUCAAGCAAAUUCCUCCAAACUCACUGGAUGGUGCUUCAUCCUGCAGCAAGACAGUGACCCCAAACUAAAGUAACAAAGCAGUUUUUCCAAGCCAAAAACUGUAAAAUUAUUAACUGACCAAGUCUGUCACCCAACCUGAAUCCAAUUGAGUUUGUGUUUACAGUGCUGACAGGGAAAAAGUUAGGCAACUAGCCCCCAAAACAAGCAGGAGCUGAAGAUGGCUGCAGUACAGGCCUGGCAGAGCAUCACCAGAGAAGAUACGCAGCACCUGGUGAUGUCUAUGGGUCAGACUUCAAGCAGUCAUUGCAAAGAAUAUGCGACAAAAGUACUAAACGACUACUUUCAUUUACCUAACAUUAAUGUGUCCCAAACAUUAUGGUGCCCUGAAAUCUAAGGCUAUAUGAAUAAAAAGCUCUGUAAUUUACACAUUGAGAAAUCAAAGUCUAUAAAAUACCCUUUAAUAAAAGCAGAGAAUGUGCACUUUUAACCACAUGUGAAUUGUGUGAUUACAAAUAUAAAAUUGUGGAGUUCACUGCCAAAUCAAGAAAAAAAUGUCUUUGUCUAAAACCGUUACGGAGCUCGCUGUGCAUGUAACUAACCUUCUGUCUUACUGCCAACCUGUAGGAAUCCACCACAAAUACUGCAGCACAUUCUUUCUGCUAAUUAGCCAUUAGCCCGGGUGACAUGUCCCUGGUCUGUGUGAUCACGUGCACCCGACAUGGCCGCUGUUCUUCUGCCUGUUAGCCUUUCUCUUCAGCUGCUCAGCAGUUUGUGUCGUGACACGGGUCGACAUAAGUCACACGUAAGACAUCUGAACAUAACAGGAAUAUUUCAGGCCAUCUUUGCUCAUAAUUUUUGUGUAUCCGGCGCAUUAACACAUACAAUGUAAGGCUUCUCGAACCGUAGUAUAUUAUACGUAACAUACCAAAACGUUUAGCCAAAGUGGGGACAGCAAAAUUGCGUGAAUAAAGCAGUUGAAGGCAGCCGUCGGCACAAUGCACUGAAUAACUACAUAUUAAUGUGCAAACCGCAUCAAAACCGUAAUCUUUUUGGAUUAAGAGCAGAAGGAUACCUCCCUAGAACUCCUCUGGAUUUCAAACCUGUGACCACCUGUUCAAGCCACUGCUCUACGCCGGCAUUGGACCUGACCAUAGCUACACGCUCAUCUCUCAGAAAAUGGACUGAUUCUGUGAUUGAUUUGUGCUGGAUCAGUGAGGAGCUGAAAGAUUGUUUUCGUUUGGGCUUGGCCAAGGGCGUUUGUGUGACAAAUCCUCGGUCUCUGUUCCGAGCAGGCAUGCAGGAAAGAGCUGUGUGUUCUGGGAGCAUAAAGAUUUCAAGAGUGGAAUGAGUGGGAUGGGUUUUAUAAAGUGGCAUUUACACGACACUUUAUUCUGGACUUGUGUUUUUUUAUGUGCCUGAGAUUCAUCUGAAGUGGAUUUAUCUGAAGUGGGAAUCUCUUUGUUCUCUUAGAAAAAAAUGUCUUGGAAAAUGAAAACCCCUCCUUAGGCUGUGGGACUCUUGGUCUUUGGGCCCUAAGAGAGACACUGGAGCAAGGAAAUGUGGAAUGAUAGAGAGUGAGAGAGGGAGAGAGAGAGAGAGAGGGAGGCAGAGAGCGACAGAGAGGGGGGUGUUAGAGAGAGAGGGAGGCAAGCAGAGAGAGAGAGAGAGAGGAGGCAGGGGUGGAAUACCAAGAGGGGAGAGAGAAGAAAGGAUUGAUGCUGAAAAGAUAGAGAAAAUAAAUGGAAGAGGGAGACAGAGGCAAGGAACUGGCAAGCUGGACUGACCUAAAUUCAGAAUGUGACACAGAAAGGAGUUGAUGUGUGUUUAUGUGUGUUUUUGUGUGUGUGUGUGUGUGUGUGUGUGUGUGUGUUUGUGUGUGUGUGUUUAGGUGUGUGUGUGUGAGUGAGUGAAUGUGUAUAUGUGUGAGUGUGUGUGUGUGUUUUCGAGAGAGUGAGUGAGUGCAUGCACAUUCACUGUAUGCUCUAGAGUAGAUUUCGCAUUGGGCUCUUAUCUAAUCAUUCUGUUUGUGUCUCUCUGUCCGUCUGUGUGACUGUGGUCCUGUCGGUGUGCUCCAUUUUGUGUGUUUUUCUGUGCCUUUUUCUGUGUGCUUUUCACUCUGUGUGUAUGUAUACGUAUGUCCUCGCAUGUAUAAACCCGUCCGUCUAUGCUAAUAUGGGUGCAUCACUGUGUCUGUGUGUGGCUGCAUGUGUGUGCGUGUGCGCAUGGGUACGCGCGUGCAGGUUGCAGUUCCCCCAGUUGGCCUUGCGGCGGCGCCUGGGUCAGCUGAGCUGCAUGUCCCGGCCUGCCUUGCGGCUGCGCUCAUGGCCGCUCUCCUUCCUCUACUACUUCCUGCCCUUUGGGGUACUCAAGCCCCUGGCCAAGGUGGGCUGGCGUCCAACUAGCAGGGUCGCUCUGUACAAGACUAUCCCGACGCGCGUGCUGUCCCGUGCCUGGGGGCGGCUGAACCAGGUGGAGCUGCCCACCUGGCUCCGGAAACCGGUCUACAGCCUGUACAUCUGGACCUUCGGGGUCAACAUGAAGGAGGCCGCGGUGGAGGACCUGCACCACUACAGGAACCUCAGCGAGUUCUUCCGACGCAAGCUCAAGCCUCAAGCCCGGCCCGUCUGCGACUCGCACUGCGUGAUCAGCCCUGCAGAUGGUAAGAUCCUGCACUUUGGGAGAGUGCGCAACUGUGAGGUGGAGCAGGUGAAGGGUGUGACCUACUCCCUGGAGACCUUCCUGGGCCCACACACUUGGGCCGAGACCUUAGGCCUCAACAAGAAUGAAGACGACCUCACCUCCUUCCAGGACCUGCUGGUCACCAAGGAGGGGAACGAGCUGUUCCACUGCGUGGUGUACCUGGCCCCAGGGGACUACCACUGCUUCCACUCGCCCACCGACUGGAGGGUCGCCCAUCGCCGCCACUUCCCUGGCUCUCUGAUGUCGGUGAACCCAGGUGUGGCGCGCUGGAUUAAGGAGCUCUUCUGUCACAACGAGCGGGUGGUGUUGAGCGGGGAGUGGACACACGGCUUCUUCUCCCUCACGGCUGUGGGCGCCACCAACGUGGGCUCCAUCCGCAUCUACUUCGACAAGGAACUGCGUACCAAUGCCCCCCGCUACAGCAAAGGCUCCUACAACGACUUCAGCUACUUGUCCAACAACAACCAGGAGGGCGUGGCCAUGCGGAAGGGGGAGCACCUGGGCGAGUUCAACCUGGGCUCCACCAUCGUGCUGCUGUUCGAGGCGCCGCGAGACUUCACCUUCAACCUCAAGCCGGGUCAGAAAAUCCGCUUUGGGGAGGCGCUGGGGACUAUGUGAUGAGAAGCGGCGGGGGGGGGGGGGGGGGGGGAACUACGGAGACCCCCUUCCCUCCCUCGGGACACACUGGCGGCACCUGGCCGACAUGCUCCUGCGCACACCACCGUGUGACCCGCGAGUGCACACGAACAAACUAACCAACCGAGAUGCCCGUGCCCUCAGGCGCAGCGUACGCUCGCUCAGAUCCAUGCGGUGUGUGUUCACAUGCAGACAUGCUAAAACAAUGGCAGACUCAUGGCAAACGAUGCACGCACCAACACCGUCGCAUUACUACCUUGGGAGUCUCCCCAUUUAUUUUUUUAUAUUUGUCGUUGUAUUAAUUACCCAUCGUCAGUCAGGCACAAUGUAACCAGAACAGUAUGAGAUAUUUUGGCACAUUUAGAUUUUGCAUAAAAUGCCGAUUUGCUUAAUUGUUUUUCUUUUCUUUUUUUUUGUUUACCCAUAAUGCCUUUUUUGUGAUGGAGGUUGUCUGAAACUGACACAAGCAACAGAACACACUGGUGCAAACCACUGCGCAGUCACAGACACUGUCCCUGUUCAGUUACACACAAACACUCUCCCCCGUUCAGUUACACGCACACAUUCUCCCCUGUUCAGUUACACACAGACGCUCUCCCCUGUUCAAUUACACACAGACGCUCUCCCCUGUUCAGUUACACACAGACACUCUCCCUGUUCAGUUACACGCACACAUUCUCCCCGUUCAGUUACACACAGACGCUCUCCCCUGUUCAGUUACACACAGACGCUCUCCCCUGUUCAGUUACACACAGACACUGUCCCUGUUCAGUUACACACAAACACUCUCCCCCGUUCAGUUACACGCACACAUUCUCCCCGUUCAGUUACACACAGACGCUCUCCCCUGUUCAGUUACACACAGACGCUCUCCCCUGUU